AUGUACUAUUAUCUUGUCAACUACAUCUACCAAAAUUUCACAUCUACAUCAACUUUUCAUCAAUUCAACUACAAACAUCCACUACAAGAUGUCUACAUCUACCAACCACUCAACAUCAACAACUACUUCCACUUCAACAAGUACCUCUACAUCAACGAGCACUUCUACAUCAACAAGCACUUCUACAUCAACAAGUACCUCCACUUCAACAAGCACUUCUACAUCUACAUCCACAUCAACAAGUACUUCCACAAGAAGGACCUCCCGUCAACACAUACUUCCACAAUGUCUAGUACCUCCACGUCAACAGUCACUUCAGAAGCAUAUGUAUCUGAUCAACUACAUCUACCACAAUUCAACAUCUACAUCAACUUUUUCAUCAAGUUCAACUACAACAUCCACUACAAGUAUGUCUACAUCUACCACCACAUCAACAUCAACAACUACUUCCACUACAACACGCACUUCUACAUCUACAUCUACAUCGACAAGUACUUCCACUUCAACAAGUACAUCUACAUCAACAAGCACUUCUACAUCUACUUCCACUUCAACAAGUACCUCUACAUCUACUUCCACUUCAACAAGUACCUUCUACAUCACAAGCACUUCACAUCAAAAGUACUUCACAAGUACCUCUACAUCAACAAGCACCUCUACAUCUACUUCCACUUCAACAAGCACUUCAACUUCAACAAGCACAUCCACUUCAACAAGCACAUCUACAUCAACAUCAACAAGCACUUCUACAUCUACUUCCACUUCAACAAGCACUUCUACAUCUACAUCCACAUCAACAAGUACUUCCACAAGAAGGACCUCCACGUCAACAAACUUCCACAAUGUCCUCAGUACCUCCACGUCAACAUUACUUCAGAAUGUAUAUGUACUUGUCAACUACAAGCACUUCUACAUCUACUUCCACUUCAACAAGUACCUCUACAUCAACGAGCACUUCUACAUCAACAAGCACUUCUACAUCAACAAGCACUUCUACAUCAACAAGUACCUCUACAUCAACAAGCACUUCUACAUCUACUUCACAUCAUCAAGCACUUCAACUUCAACAAGCACAUCCACUUCAACAAGCACAUCUACAUCAACAUCAACAAGCACUUCUACAUCUACUUCCACUUCAACAAGCACUUCUACAUCUACAUCCACAUCAACAAGUACUUCCACAAGAAGGACCUCCACGUCAACAAUAACUUCCACAAUGUCUAG
This is a messenger RNA of Penaeus monodon (black tiger shrimp), 1224 nucleotides long. RefSeq names its product DNA-directed RNA polymerase subunit beta''-like. The record is from RefSeq and is a predicted model, not a curated record. Bases 1 to 1224 code for a protein of 407 amino acids. The transcript has a single exon. NCBI's taxonomy places the organism in Eukaryota, Metazoa, Arthropoda, Malacostraca, Decapoda, Penaeidae.